Molecule: messenger RNA, 908 nt
Organism: Didymella exigua CBS 183.55
Lineage: Eukaryota; Fungi; Ascomycota; Dothideomycetes; Pleosporales; Didymellaceae
Exons: 2
Coding region: 252-647 (131 amino acids)
Source: RefSeq, a predicted model, not a curated record
GUGCCUGCAACAGUAAAUUGGUCGAACCAACACUGUCCCGCAUGAGCUAGAAGGCUAUCUUGCGAUGCACAGAUCAUGGAGUGCUCCAGCGGUCGCUAGGUGUAACGACUCACCGGGACCAGACACUAGGCUGAGCGCGCGGCUCCUCUGGGCACAAGCCUACCAAGACCUACACCGCAGCCAUGUAUCCACUAUAGCCAGUCCGCUCCUCUCUCAUCGUGCAUACAGCGUCGACAUGCUCCUGGACAGCCAUGGCUGAAGAGCAGCACCCCUCGUCCUCGCGCGCAACGCCCACGCUGUCCUCCAAGAGCAACUUCAAGCCUAUCACCUACGGCUCAUCGUCUACGAGCGCGCACGAUUCGGCGGUCGAGGUCUCGCCGACCGAUCCGCCAUCCCGCGCGCCCCCGCUGCUGUAUACGUACUCGCAUCCCAACGGGCACCGCAUCAUACCGCCGAGCAUCAGUGGACAUGGGCGUCUUAUAAUUGCACACAGGACUGUGCCGUACUGGGGAGGAGCGCUAGUGGUGAUUGGGUCUUUUGCUUGGGCGGUGUUUGUUGCUAUGCACGUUUUUGAGCUGCUGGGGGCAAAGCAUCCUAGCACUAGACCGGGAUAUGGGAGGGGAGAUUGUGAGGGAUGGUUCUGCUGAGACGGUAAACCUGUCAAAUCAAUGUGAAGGAAGACUUAGAGUGGCUCCCCGUAUGCCAAUGGGAUACAGCCUCCAUGUUGAUGCACCCACCGUCGUGCAAUACGGCGCUAGCUUUGGGCCGCCGGUCGUCAUACUUGAGCAGCGUCGCGGGUGGCUGAGAACGGUUAUCAGGACUGAGUCUGUAAGGAUUACAGCAUGAGUACAGUUGAACACUGGCUGGAUAGAACAGCAAUUCCAACACUACUAGAUGCAAGCGUUCCC